CGCCCAGCCUCCGCCGAGGUGGAGAGCCGCCCAGGUGAGGAGGCCGCCACACUUCCGUCCAGGUGAGGGCAGCAGCUGUACUUCCGCCAGGUGAGGAGGCCGUGCUCGCAGCCCUGGGGCUCCCACCCCGCUGUCGCCCGACCAGGCUUUUUGGAAGUGAUUGAAAAGAAUAAUCCAAAAUGCCUGAAAAUCCUGCUGCAGAGAAAAUGCAGGUCCUGCAGGUCCUCGAUCGCCUGAGAGGGAAGCUGCAGGAGAAGGGAGACACGACACAGAACGAGAAGCUGUCUGCAUUUUAUGAGACACUGAAGAGCCCUCUCUUCAACCAGAUCCUUACACUGCAGCAGUCCAUCAAGCAGCUGAAGGGACAGCUUAGCCAUAUCCCCUCAAAUUGUUCAGCCAGCUUUGACUUUUCUCGGAAAGGCUUGCUAGUGUUCACGGAUGGUUCCAUUACAAAUGGGAAUGCCCAAAGACCUUGUAGUAAUGUAACUGCCUCGGAACUGUUGCCUUGGACUCAAAAGUCAGGAAAUGAAGACUUUAACUCAGUCAUUCAGCAGAUGGCUCAGGGCCGGCACGUUGAGUAUAUAGAUAUAGAACGCCCUUCAACCGGAGGCCUUGGAUUCAGUGUGCUGGCUCUGAGAAGCCAGAGCCUGGGAUGGGUUGAUAUCUUUGUGAAGGAAGUGCAUCCAGGGAGUGUAGCCGACAGGGAUCACAGAUUGAAGGAAAAUGACCAGAUUUUGGCCAUUAAUGACAUCCCAUUGGAUCAGAAUGUUUCCCAUCAGCAGGCGAUUGCAUUACUACAACAAGCCACUGGAUCUCUGCGGCUUGUUGUGGCCAGGGAAGUGGGCCACACACGGGGCCGAACAUCCACCAGCUCAGCUGAUAUGACUGUGCCAGAAACGGUAUGUUGGGGCCACAUUGAAGAUGUUGAGCUCAUUAAUGACGGCUCUGGAUUAGGUUUUGGGAUAGUUGGAGGGAAAUCCAGUGGCGUGGUCGUGAGAACUAUUGUUCCUGGAGGACUGGCAGACCGAGAUGGAAGACUACAGACAGGGGAUCACAUCUUGAAGAUUGGUGGUACAAAUGUGCAAGGAAUGACCAGUGAACAAGUUGCUCAAGUUCUAAGGAACUGUGGGAAUUCCGUGAGGAUGCUGGUGGCCAGAGACCCUGUUGGUGAAAUUGCAGCAACACCUCCUACCCCGGUGUCCUUACCUGUUGCCCUGCCUGCUGUAGCCACGAGGACCCUUGAGUCUGACAGUUCUCUUUUUGAAACUUACGAUGUUGAACUUGUUAAAAAAGAUGGACAGAGUCUUGGGAUUAGAAUUGUUGGCUAUGUUGGAACAGGUCAUCCAGGGGAAGCUUCAGGGAUUUAUGUGAAAAGUAUAAUCCCAGGCAGUGCUGCAUACCACAAUGGCCAAAUUCAAGUGAAUGAUAAAAUUGUGGCUGUGGAUGGUGUGAAUAUUCAGGGCUUUGCUAAUCAGGAUGUUGUUGAAGUAUUGCGGAAUGCGGGGCAGGUGGUGCAGCUGACCCUUGUUCGAAGGAAAACAUCUUUACCUGCUUCUCCAUUUGAACAGUCUUCAAGCAGAGAAACUGUUGCAGAGCCACCUAAAGUACCAGAACUAACAGGAUCCCCGAAACCAGAAGCUAAUUUGAGUACGGAAGCAGAGGAAAUUGGAGAAAGACGGGACAGUCUGAAGAAGGACAGUGUACAAGGCUUAGAAAGACCAGAUGCAUAUCCAGAGGAAGUCCCAGGCUCUCCAGAAAGUGAGCUGAAAUCCAGAUGGGAAAACCUACUGGGUCCAGAUUAUGAAGUAAUGGUAGCCACUUUGGAUACGCAGAUCGCAGAUGAUGAGGAGCUACAGAAAUACUCAAAGCUGCUGCCUAUCCACACUCUCAGACUUGGUAUGGAAGUUGACUCCUUCGAUGGGCAUCACUAUAUCUCCUCAGUUGUUCCUGGUGGUCCCGUGGAUACCCUGAACCUCCUGCAGCCAGAGGAUGAACUUCUGGAGGUCAAUGGCUUGCAGCUUUAUGGGAAGUCUCGCCGAGAAGCAGUCUCCUUUCUUAAAGAAGUGCCCCCACCAUUUACCUUGGUUUGCUGCCGCCGGCUUUGUGAUGAGGAGGCCUCAGUUGAUGAGCCGAGAACCAUGGGACCUGCUCUUCCUGAGACAGAGGUUGACCACAGUGUAGAUGUCAGCAUAGAAGAUGAUGAUGAUGGAGAAUUAGCCCUGUGGUCUCCCGAAGUCAAGACUGUGGAGCUGGUGAAAGACUGCAAAGGCUUAGGAUUCAGCAUUUUGGAUUAUCAGGACCCCCUGGAUCCCACAAGGUCCGUGAUUGUGAUUCGCUCCUUGGUGGCAGAUGGUGUAGCAGAAAGAAGUGGAGAACUUCUACCCGGAGACCGCCUAGUGUCUGUCAAUGAGUUCUCCUUGGACAAUGCCACUCUGGCUGAGGCAGUGGAGGUGUUGAAGGCUGUACCCCCUGGUGUGGUGCAUCUUGGCAUCUGCAAGCCCUUGGUGGAAGAUGAGAAGGAAGAACAUUUUAUCUUACAUUCAAACAACAAUGGAGACAACAGUGAGCCUCCAGAAACUAUUCCCGAGAUCCAUUCAUCUUUAAUCCUCGAAGCACCCCAGGGCUUUAGAGAUGAGCCAUAUCUGGAAGAACUCGUGGAUGAACCUUUCCUAGAUUUGGGGAAAUCUUUGCAGUUCCAACAAAAAGACAUGGACAGCAGCUCAGAAGCCUGGGAAAUGCAUGAGUUCCUGAGUCCUCCGCUGGAGGAAGGCGGUGAGGAGAGAGAGAUGCUUGUUGAUGAGGAAUAUGAGCUCUAUCAAGAUCACCUCCGGGCCAUGGAGUCACACCCACCACCACCACAUAUUCGGGAGGUCACUGCUGCGUCUCCCAGGCUGGAACUCCAGGCUGGCACACAGUGGCUGCAUGCUAACCUCUCAGGCGGUGAAAUGCUAGAGUGUCAUGAUGCAGAGUCCAUGAUGAGUGCGUAUCCCCAGGAGAUGCAGCAAUACAGCUACAGCACCACAGACAUGAUGAAGGAAACGUUUGGCCUUGAUUCCCAGUCACCCAUUCCGUCCUCUGAAGGAAAUGGUCAACACGGCAGAUUUGAUGACACUGAACAUCUUCAUUCACUAACGAGCAGCGGCCUGGAUUUAGGCAUGAUGAUUCCAGGUGACUUGCAAGGUCCUGGCGUGCUUGUCGAUCUUCCAGCUGUUGCCCAAAGAAGAGAACAGGAAGACUUGCCUCUGUACCGACUCCCCAGCGCCCGCGUUGUCACGAAGCCUUCCUCACACCUGGGACUGGUGUCUUCACGACAUGCAAAUGCUGCGUGUGAGUUACCGGAGAGGGAGGAAGGUGAAGGAGAGGAAACCCCAAACUUCAGCCACUGGGGGCCACCAAGGAUUGUUGAAAUUUUUAGAGAACCUAAUGUGUCUCUUGGCAUCAGCAUUGUUGGUGGACAAACAGUUAUAAAACGCCUCAAGAAUGGAGAGGAGCUCAAAGGCAUAUUCAUCAAACAAGUGUUAGAAGACAGUCCUGCAGGAAAGACCAAUGCACUUAAAACUGGGGAUAAAAUUCUUGAGGUGUCUGGUGUAGACCUGCAGAAUGCCUCCCAUGCAGAAGCUGUGGAAGCAAUCAAGAGCGCAGGAAACCCUGUGGUGUUUGUGGUACAGAGCCUGUCAUCCACCCCAAGGGUCAUCCCAAGUGUGAAUAACAAAGGCAAAGCAACUGCCUCGAACCAGGAUCAACACACUCAAGAAAGGAAAGCUAAGAGGCACGGAACAGCUCCACCUCCAAUGAAGCUGCCCCCGCCUUACAGAGCUCCAUCUGCAGACGUGGAGGAAAGUGAAGACGACUGUGCCCUGACCGACAAAAAGAUCAGGCAAAGAUAUGCAGACCUACCUGGAGAAUUACACAUUAUCGAACUGGAAAAGGAUAAGAACGGGCUGGGACUCAGUCUCGCUGGCAAUAAGGACCGGUCGCGGAUGAGCAUAUUCGUGGUGGGGAUUCAUCCAGAGGGACCUGCCGCUGCAGACGGACGCAUGCGCAUUGGAGAUGAGCUGCUGGAGAUAAACAAUCAGAUCCUUUAUGGAAGAAGUCAUCAGAAUGCAUCUGCCAUUAUUAAGACUGCCCCCACCAGGGUCAAACUGGUUUUCAUUAGAAAUGAAGAUGCAGUCAAUCAGAUGGCCGUUGCUUCCUUCCCGGUACCAUCACCUUCCCUGUCACCUGUUGAGGAUCUGGGUGGCACUGAACCUGUCAGUAGUGAGGAAGACAGCAGUGUGGAUGCUAAACACCUGCCUGAUCCAGAAAGCUCCAAACUGGAAGACCUGUCCCAGGUGGUUGAUGACGACAUGGGGGCAGAGCAGGAGACGGCAUCGGAGCCACCUGACAGUGCUGCCUGCCAGAUGAAACAGCAAACAUAUUCAACACAAGUCUCCUCCAACUCACAAGAGAUCCCAUCAGCACUGGCUCCGUUGUAUCAGUCAACACAGGCGGACGUCACAGGCUCUGGUAACUUGCAGGCUCCUCUCCUGGUGGACCCUGCUCCUUUCUCGGUGGACCCUGCAACAUGUCCCAUUGUCCCUGGCCAGGAAAUGAUCAUAGAAAUAUCCAAGGGACGCUCCGGGCUUGGGCUCAGCAUUGUUGGAGGAAGAGACACACCUUUGGAUGCUAUAGUUAUCCAUGAAGUCUAUGAAGAAGGUGCAGCAGCCAGAGAUGGAAGAUUAUGGGCUGGAGACCAGAUAUUAGAGGUUAACGGAGUUGAUCUGCGGAGCUCCAGCCAUGAAGAAGCCAUCACAGCCCUGAGGCAGACCCCCCAGAAGGUGCGGCUGGUGGUAUACAGAGAUGAGGCUCAGUACAGAGACGAGGAGAACUUGGAAGUGUUCCUUGUGGAUCUGCAGAAGAAGCCUGGCCGAGGACUGGGCCUGAGCAUUGUUGGGAAACGGAGUGGAAGCGGAGUAUUUAUUUCCGACAUUGUGAAAGGCGGGGCCGCGGACCUCGAUGGGAGGUUAAUUCGAGGAGAUCAGAUCUUGUCUGUGAAUGGAGAGGACAUGAGACAUGCCUCACAGGAGACAGUGGCCACCAUCCUGAAGUGCGUCCAGGGCCUUGUCCAGCUGGAGAUUGGGAGACUCCGAGCCGGCUCCUGGGCCUCCUCCAGGAAGACCUCGCAGAACAGCCAGGUGGGGGAUCAGCACAGUGCACACAGCAGCUGUCGGCCGUCCUUUGCCCCAGUCAUCACCAGCCUACAAAACCUGGUUGGCACAAAAAGAGCUUCAGAUCCUCCCCAGAAAUGCGCAGAGGAAGAACCAAGGACUGUUGAAAUAAUCAGAGAGCUCAGUGAUGCCCUUGGGAUCAGUAUCGCCGGAGGAAAAGGAAGUCCUUUAGGAGAUAUCCCGAUAUUUAUUGCCAUGAUUCAAGCCAGUGGAGUGGCCGCACGCACCCAGAAGCUUAAGGUUGGAGAUCGGAUUGUGAGCAUUAAUGGGCAACCUCUGGAUGGACUGUCUCACACAGACGCCGUUAAUCUACUGAAGAACGCCUUUGGGCGCAUUAUCCUGCAGGUUGUGGCGGAUACCAAUAUAAGUGCCAUAGCCACCCAGCUGGAAGUCAUGUCCACAGGCUGCCAGCCUGGCUCUCCGACUGCUGACCGACAUCCUGAAGAGACGGAGUGAGUCUUCCACUGCAGAGCGGACCUAGCACGGAGUAACUGCAGAAGACGGCCGAUUAAAGCGAGAUGAGCAGAUCUUAGCUGUCAAUGGCGACACCCUGGAAGGCCUUACCUGUGAGCAUGUCUCCAUCCUAAGGCAGCAGAGAAGGACUGUGGCCUUGACUGUGCUGCAGGAGCUUCGGGUCCUGAUCAGGACAUUUUUUAACAAGACUACAGCAGAAUUCUGUGGCUUCCGGUUGGGCUGAAAAGUUGCCUCUGCUAAAACUCAGCCUCAUCACUGGCUCCGGUUCUGUUUGCAGAAACUGGAGCUGCUGUCUCUGCCUCCUGCUCACCUCCCUCUGCUCACCUCCGUGGCCCCCACAGAGGCUUAGCAGCAAGCUCCCGUGGUCUCAUGUAAUGAGUAGAAACAAAGGUUUAGCUUGUCAUCUUAACUCGUGAUUUACUUAUGCUAAUUUGCCUCUUCAAAUAAACCAGAAAACAUUAGCAGUGUAAUUAACUUCCUCAAAAUGAACUAUUCAUACCCGCCGCUGGGAAUUACUGCAGACUGUUCAGUGUGACUCAGUCAAAUAAACCUCACAUCCCUGUCUCAAUUGAUCUGUAUGCUAGCCGUUGGAGAUUCUGAGGAGUCCAUUACAGACUCUGUAAUCUACUCGGCAUCCUGAUAGGCUUUGAUUCUGAGUUUGACAAGCGCAUACUGCUCAGCGAGUAUGCCUUGGUCGCCACAGGAACAAGUAACCCUCGAGUUUAAGUCCUAGCCACGCUAGCUCACAUUGCUGGGAAGCUAACAGGGAGUGGUGCGCAUCUUAGCAGGUCGGAAUCACGCCCCCACACACACACCCUGUAGACUGCAGGCGAGGAGGUGGAAACCCCAGACCUCGCUGUAGAGAUGCACAAGAUCGAGUGGCCUCUGCGGCAUCAUAAGAAAUAAGUUGCUGGUUUGGUCCUUCACCUUCACACCAGCCUGCACAGUAGCUCAGCCUGCAGCAGCUGUGUGUAGCACGGGAACAGAAAGCAACUGAGCGAUGCCCUGGGAAUCAGACCCGGAAGGCUUAGCUUGGGUUUCCCAGUCCCCACCGGAAGUUCUGCAGCUAAGAAAGCUACAGACUAUGGCUGAGAGAGAGCCUAAGAGCGCUAGUGGGGUGAAAUGGGCCGGAGAGGGAGCUGCUCCUCACGGAGCACUGUAGAAUCCUCUGCUGAAAACACAGGAAAGUACCACGAAGAGUGAGUGCGGGGUCAGCGAUACGUGUGGUUCAGCAUUAUAGAACUAUAACUCGGCGUUCAGAUUGUUCAGUAAUUACCCGGAAAUUAAUGGGCCCUAAUUUAUAAGGUUAUUUAAUUAGUGAGGAUUUUAACUGAGAUUCCUUUUGAGUAGAUGUGAUCCCAAAGUCCAUUAACUCUCGUUGAGAUACUGUUUGUGGCUAUUCUAAAGUGCAGAAUGCCUCGAUCUUGCGUUGACAAUGUAUUUCAAUGACUGGUAUUAAGUUUUUUGAGAUUCCUUAGGGUUUUUAGAAUUUAUAAUGUAUCCAAGAUAUAUGGUUUUGUUAGGAGAAGCCACCAACCUUAGUGUCUGGGGUGAAUGGUACCCGCAAGAAGACCUCACCCAGCAGAGACCAAAUGAAGCCCAAACGAAAGUGCGUCUUAAAAGAUGAAGAUAGAAGCGUUAGUGCUUUCCCGUUGGAAUCCCCCUUACUUCUGAUGGAAUGGUGUU
Messenger RNA from Apodemus sylvaticus (European woodmouse), 7367 nucleotides. It is a transcript of the gene Patj, whose product is annotated as PATJ crumbs cell polarity complex component. Gene Ontology annotation, molecular function: protein binding. The transcript has 44 exons. Lineage: Eukaryota; Metazoa; Chordata; Mammalia; Rodentia; Muridae. The record is from RefSeq and is a predicted model, not a curated record. Bases 180 to 5663 code for a protein of 1827 amino acids.